CACCGUUCAGACAGCGAUCUCAGUACUAGUGAACACACUCGGUAUGGCAACUUUACCAGUAUGACAAGCAACUAAGGAUUCUGGGAAAAGUAAACUGUGAGCUCAGCCCCUCACACAGCAAGUUAAAGGACAUCUAUGGAAUCUUUGCUUUCUGUUCAGUCCCGAGCGCCUUUCACUUCACCUAAAGAAAUGUCAUUUGAAUACUUCAAAUAUAAAGGAGUAAACUUUUCCCAUGGGUCAUAUACAUCAGAGGCUCUCAGCUUUGCAGAAAAUUUUUUUGAAGUUCUCGAUGAUGAUGUCUAUAUAGUAACUUAUCCUAAGUCAGGCACAAACUGGAUGAUAGAGAUUUUAAGCUUACUGAGGACUAAAGGCGAUCCUACAUGGUGUAAUUCUCUUCCUAUUUGGCUCCGAUCUCCAUGGUAUGAAACCAUAGAAGGACAGUCACAGAUCAAAGAUGUCGCUUCUCCAUGGGUGCUUACUUCUCAUUUACCAAUCCACAUUUUUGCAAAGUCUUUCUUCACAUCCAAAGCUAAGAUCAUCUAUGUCAUGAGGAACCCUAAGGAUAUCCUAGUGUCUUUGUUCUACUUUUCCAAAAUGGUUUGCCUCUAUAAAGAUCCCAAAACCUUUCCAGAGUUUUUUGAAAACUUUUUGCAAGGCAAUGUUCUUUAUAGCUCAUGGUUUGAUCAUGUGAAAGGAUGGAUGCAAAUAAAGGACAAUAGCAACUUUUUCUUUAUUACAUAUGAGGAACUUCAUGGGGAUCUUCGAAAUAGUGUUAUAAAGAUCUGCGACUUUCUCGAGAAGAACUUAGAUGACUCACAGAUUGAUUUAGUUGUAAAACAUUCAUCCUUCAAUGCCAUGAAAGAAAACAAAAUGUCCAAUUACACUUUGAUUCCUCAGGACUUUAUGGAUCAAACUAAAGGUUCUUUUCUGCGCAAAGGCGUUACUGGAGAUUGGAAGAACCAUUUUACUGUAGCCCAGAAUGAGUAUUUUGAUGAAGUUUAUGCAGAGAAGAUGAAAGAUCUUUUCAUGGAGCAAUUUUGACUUCCAAUUGUACGAUUACAUAUAAAUUAACAAUAGUUGAGUAAUUUAUUAUUAGCCUUUAAAAUCAGUACAUCUAAUGGUACAAAUAAAACAUUAUUUAUUUCUAAAACAAAUAUAUAUAUACCGUAUUUUACGCCC
Molecule: messenger RNA, 1179 nt
Organism: Hyla sarda
Lineage: Eukaryota; Metazoa; Chordata; Amphibia; Anura; Hylidae
Product: sulfotransferase 2B1-like
Exons: 8
Coding region: 136-1041 (301 amino acids)
Biological process (GO): sulfation
Cellular component (GO): cytoplasm
Molecular function (GO): sulfotransferase activity
Source: RefSeq, a predicted model, not a curated record